AUGGUUUCUGAGACACCUAUCACUCUUAAAGCCAUCAACACAAAGCUACCAUCUUUGAAAGCAAAGAAGGAUCGCCACACCAAGGUGAAUGGGAGAGAACGCCGUGUUCUUUUGCCACCUUUAUGUGCUGCUCGCGUCUUCCAACUCACUCAUGAGUUAGGUUACAAGACUCAUGGGGAGACCAUAGAAUGGCUUCUACGCCAGGCAGAACCUUCCAUUAUCGCCGCCACUGGCACUGGGAUAUUACCUUCUUCCAUGGUUGUAUCUGCAUCAACAUCAACCCCAUCAUUGUGUGAGGAUGAAAGCACUAUUGGUAUGCAUACAAAUCCAAUGGUUGUGUCAACAGACAAUGAGAUCGAGUCAAAAAAGGAAUUUCUACCAUUGGAUCUUGAUUCGUUGGCAAACUUUGAUGUGGAGUUUUCUGCUAAUGAGGUGGCAAUCCUGCAAUCAUUGAUCACAAAGUUGGGUUGA
Glycine soja is the source of this 471-nucleotide messenger RNA. Its product is annotated as transcription factor TCP20-like. Bases 1 to 471 code for a protein of 156 amino acids. NCBI's taxonomy places the organism in Eukaryota, Viridiplantae, Streptophyta, Magnoliopsida, Fabales, Fabaceae. Gene Ontology annotation, cellular component: nucleus. The transcript has a single exon. Gene Ontology annotation, molecular function: sequence-specific DNA binding; DNA-binding transcription factor activity. The record is from RefSeq and is a predicted model, not a curated record.